Molecule: messenger RNA, 813 nt
Organism: Impatiens glandulifera
Lineage: Eukaryota; Viridiplantae; Streptophyta; Magnoliopsida; Ericales; Balsaminaceae
Product: nudix hydrolase 26, chloroplastic-like
Exons: 5
Coding region: 12-725 (237 amino acids)
Biological process (GO): nucleoside phosphate metabolic process; ribose phosphate metabolic process
Cellular component (GO): chloroplast
Molecular function (GO): bis(5'-adenosyl)-pentaphosphatase activity; guanosine-3',5'-bis(diphosphate) 3'-diphosphatase activity
Source: RefSeq, a predicted model, not a curated record
AGAAUAUACUCAUGGAUACUACUUCUGUAUGUCGAAUUUCAUCGGCGAUCUCGUCUCCUAUUACCGAUAAAAAGCUCAUCUGCCCAUUAUCACAAUCCUCAGUAUUUUCCUCUUACAAACAGAUCAAUCUCACCGGAAUUAUGAUCCUUCAGAAUCAACAACAGAGUGCACGUGUCAUCUCUUGCCUUAACCCACUUUCAUCGUCUUCUUCUUCCUGGCCGGAGCCCUUGAUGAUCUCCCUUGACAACCCACCUGAAGGCUACAGAAGAAAUGUGGGUAUUUGUUUGAUCAACGACUCCAAAAAGAUUUUUGCAGCUUCAAGGCUUGACAUAGCCAACACAUGGCAAAUGCCACAGGGUGGUAUAGGUAAUAACGAAGAUCCAAGAGUUGCAGCAAUUAGAGAACUAAAAGAAGAAACUGGAAUUACAUCAGCUCAACUACUUGCAGAGGUACCUUAUUGCUUAGCCUAUGAAUUCUCGCCUGAAGCUAGAGAAAGACACAAGCGUCUAUACGGAUCAAACUGGAAAGGCCAAGUACAGAAAUGGUUUCUUUUUGAAUUUACAGGAAAGGAAGAAGAAAUCAACCUUGGUGGAGAUGGGAAUGAGAAGCCUGAAUUUGAAGAGUGGUCAUGGAUGUCAUCACAACAAAUAGUUGAUCUUGCAGUGGAUUUCAAGAAGCCUAUUUACAAGGAAGUUUUAGCUGUUUUCUCAACCUAUCUCCAAUAAGACUGACAUGAAAAGAUAAAAUGUAGCAUUUUAAAGAAAAUAUUUCAAGUCUUUCUUGCAAAUAUAUGCUCUUUUAUUAGUCUUCUAC